AUGCGGGUACUGAUCUACACGAUGGACUCGAUCCAAACGACGGUGGCAAAGAGCAUGAAGGGUGGACCAGCCGGAGAGAUAAUCAUUCGUGAGAGCUUGACAAGGACUUUGACGGAAGCUGGCGUUGAGGUGGAGGUGGCUACGUCUGAUGGUGACUUUGAACGACGAGCCGAGGCAAUGGGUGUCUACAACGCAGUUGUUGUCGACCCUUGGACCUGGGCAGGAAAGGGUAAGGCGAAGACAGUGGAGAUCAUGCGAGACACCGGGUACCAAUUAGCAACCGGGUACUAG
Molecule: messenger RNA, 291 nt
Organism: Ectocarpus siliculosus
Lineage: Eukaryota; Phaeophyceae; Ectocarpales; Ectocarpaceae
Source: the annotation of a GenBank genome assembly